AUGAGCGUAGUAGAGAAGAUAAAGGAAAUAGAAAAUGAGAUGGCAAGAACUCAGAAAAACAAAGCGACUGCAAACCACUUGGGAAUUCUCAAGGCCAAGCUGGCCAAGCUAAGAAGAGAGCUCCUGACCCCGAAGAGCGGAGGAUCUUCCGCUGGAGACGGGUUUGACGUGGCAAAAACAGGUGUCGCCAGAAUAGGCUUUGUGGGCUUCCCUUCCGUGGGGAAAAGCACGAUCAUGACCAAGCUGACGGGAACGUACAGCGCAGUCGCAGAGUAUGAGUUUACCACGCUCACAACAGUGCCAGGAGUGCUCCACUACAACGGUGCUAAGGUCCAGAUACUGGACUUACCGGGGAUUUUGGAGGGGGCCAAGGAUGGACGAGGUCGUGGUAAGCAGGUGAUUGCCGUUGCCAGGACAUGCUCGCUUAUAUACAUAGUUCUGGACAUCAGCAAACCCAUAACCCAGAAAAGAAAAAUAGAGCUGGAGCUGGAGGGCUUUGGAAUCAGGCUCAACAAGUCGCCCCCAGACAUCACCAUAACCAAGAAGGACAGAGGCGGUGUAAAUAUACGCACAUCGUGCAGGCUCACGCACUUAAACGACGAGUGCAUCCGCAUGAUAUUCAAAGAGUACCGGGUAUUGAACGUGGACGUAAUGUUUAGGUGCGAUGCCACAGCGGACGAUCUGAUAGACGUGAUAGAGGGAAACAGAGUCUAUGUGCCUGCGCUGUACAUUCUCAACAAGAUAGAUCGAGUCUCUUACGAAGAGCUGGAGCUGCUGAGCCAGCUGAAAGACUCCGUUCCCAUUUGCGCAGAUAAGGGCUGGAAUAUGGACGAGGUCCUGGAGGCGUCCUGGGCGAAGCUGCAGCUUAUCAGAGUCUUUGCCAAGCCGAGGGGACAGCUUCCAGACUACACUACGCCGGUCGUGCUUAGGUCUGGGAAGUGCACGGUGAAGGACUUCUGUAACUCUAUCCACAGGGGGAUUCUGGCGGAGUUCAAGAAUGCGAUUGUGUGGGGGAAAAGCGUGAAGCACGUGCCGCAAAGAGUAGGAAAAGAGCACACCUUAGUCGAUGAAGACGUCGUGCAGGUGGUCAAGAGAAGGUAA
Messenger RNA from Nematocida major, 1101 nucleotides. RefSeq lists its product as uncharacterized. Gene Ontology annotation, biological process: cytoplasmic translation. Lineage: Eukaryota; Fungi; Microsporidia. The record is from RefSeq and is a predicted model, not a curated record. The coding region runs from base 1 to 1101 and encodes 366 amino acids. Gene Ontology annotation, cellular component: cytoplasm. Gene Ontology annotation, molecular function: GTPase activity; GTP binding. The transcript has a single exon.